AUGACAAUUGCAAAAAGAAAGAGAGGGUGCUCAAUUCCAAACCGCUAUGGUUUUGGUUGGUUUCGCAUCAUCGUUCUCGUCUUACUACUUUGUACAUUGUGGUUUAAAAGAAACCAACUCACAACACUCCUUAUGGCGCCCACCACGACCACCUCCGAGGUUAUCCCCGACCCUCUUGUAAAAACCUUCUACGACGAUCCACAACUGAGUUACUCCAUUGAGGAACCCAUGAAACAAUGGGACAAAAAGCGAAGGGAUUGGCUUCAACUUCAUCCUUCAUUCGCCUCCGGUGGACGUGAAAGGAUUCUGCUCCUCACGGGGUCGCAGCCAUCACCGUGCAAGAACACCAUUGGAGACCAUUUGCUGUUAAGGUGUUUCAAGAACAAGGUUGAUUAUUGUAGGAUACACAACUGUCAGGUGUACUAUAACAAUCUACACUUGCACCCAAAGAUGGACUCUUAUUGGUCCAAACUUCCAAUUAUCCGGUCCGCUAUGAUGGCCCACCCGGAAGUCGAGUGGAUUUGGUGGUUGGAUGCAGAUGCAGUUAUCACAGACAUGGAGUUCAAGAUUCCGCUGGAGCGUUACAAGGAUCAUAAUCUCGUUGUUCAUGGUUGGUCCAACAUGGUGUAUACUGAAAAUGAGAAUAUGAGUUGGACUGGGCUUAAUGCUGGGUCGCUUUUAAUUCGAAACUGUCAAUGGUCCAUGGACUUGUUACACGUUUGGGCUCAAAUGGGUCCAUUAUCAUCAAACUAUGCAAAAUGGGGGAAGAUCUUAACAUCAACAUUUAAGGAUAAGCCCUUUCCGUUACCUGAUGAUCAAUCAUCUUUGAUUUAUUUGCUUUCGAGGCAAAGAAGGAAAUGGGGUGGGAAGACAUAUUUGGAGGAAGCAUAUGAUUUGGAAGGUUAUUGGAUUGCUACAUUGGGGAAACUUGAGGGAUUAGAAAAUAAGUACGACGCGAUAGAGAAGGAAGCUAGAGUUUUAAGGAGAAGACAUUCAGAGAAGGUUAGUGUAUGGUAUGGUGAGAUGAGAGAGCGUUAUUUGAGAAAGAGUGAGAUGGCUGAGAGGAGGCCAUUUGUUAAGCAUUUCACUGGGUGUCAACCUUGUAGCGGGGAACAUAAUCCUAAUUAUAAGGGGGAUGUUUGUUGGAAAGAGAUGGAGAGGGCUUUAAAUUUUGCUGACAAUCAAGUUCUUCGUAAUUAUGGGUUCGUGAGGAAAGAUCUUAUGACAUCUUCGGUGUAUGAAGUUCCGUUCGGAUACCCGAGGAAUUGAGGCGUAGCUAGCUGAUUGAAGUGAAGGACUUAAUUUGUUAACUAGAACUGGAAUUGGAGAGUGGAAUGCAAUGUUAUUUCAGUUUUCAUUACUCUUACAAAAAAAAAGAAGUAUGUAUGAUGGAUUAUC
Molecule: messenger RNA, 1398 nt
Organism: Trifolium pratense (red clover)
Lineage: Eukaryota; Viridiplantae; Streptophyta; Magnoliopsida; Fabales; Fabaceae
Product: galactomannan galactosyltransferase 1-like
Exons: 1
Coding region: 1-1269 (422 amino acids)
Cellular component (GO): trans-Golgi network; membrane; endosome
Molecular function (GO): galactosyltransferase activity
Source: RefSeq, a predicted model, not a curated record